CUGCAUGUUUAUUGGGUUGGGGACCUGGGGCUUCUAUAAAUGGAGAGAUCCGCUCAGCCUCAGCAGUGAAAUACGGAGUGGUGCAGCAGCCCAACAAUGGAGUAUUUUGGAAGAGUUGUUCUUGCAGGGCUUCUGCUAUUAUUUCGCGUUGGGAAUGUAAGAGGAGCAGAGGUGGUGAAUGGGUUAGCACCUUGUAACUUUCCAGCAAUUUACAACUUUGGCGAUUCCAACUCAGAUACUGGUGGUAUAUCCGCGGCAUUUCAAAGGACUCCACCUCCAAACGGCCAAAGUUUCUUCGGUAAACCUUCCGGGAGGGUUUGUGAUGGACGUCUUAUUAUUGAUUUCAUAGCUGAGAACCUGGGGUUACCCUACUUGAGCGCGUAUCUGGAUUCCAUCGGAACAAACUUCCGGCACGGAGCGAACUUCGCGACUGGGGGAUCCACCAUCCGACGGCAGAACGAAACCAUAUUCGAGGCCGGUAUAAGCCCUUUCUCCCUUGAUGUUCAGCUCUGGCAUUUCGACCAGUUCCAAGAACGCACCAGCGAAGCAAGAAACACAUCGGAGGACAGCGGUAAGCUUCCGAAGCCGGAGGAGUUCUCAAAGGCUCUUUACAUCUUGGAUAUUGGACAAAACGAUCUGUCCGUGGGUUUCCGGAAGAUGACCGAUUCACAAAUUCGAGCUUCAAUUCCUGACAUACUUGAUCAUUUCUCUGCAGCGGUUCAACAACUAUACGAACGAGGAGCAAGGUCAUUUUGGAUACAUAACACCGGUCCAAUCGGUUGCUUGCCCAUUUAUCGAAUAUACUCUCCUCCACCGGAUCCGGGAUUGGUUGACCCAUACGGAUGCAUCAAGUCCCACAAUGACAUAGCCAUGGAGUUUAACAGGCUACUGAAGGAUAAAGUGAUGAAACUAAGAUCAGAGCUCUCCCAUGCUGCAUUGACAUAUGUUGAUGUCUAUGCUGCAAAAUAUGGACUUAUCAGCCGUAGCAAUAGCCAAGGGUUCGUUGAUCCUCAAAAGAUAUGCUGUGGGCACCAUGAGAGUUAUCAUGUGUGGUGUGGGCAGAAUGCGAUGAUCAAUGGUUCGGAAGUCUACGGUGCUCCAUGUGGAGAUCCAUCCAUCUACAUUAGCUGGGACAGCAUCCAUUACACCGAAGCUGCAAACCAUUGGGUUGCCAACCACAUUCUUGAUGGUUCACUGUCUGACCCGCCCCUUCCCAUUACUCAAGCAUGUCACAAGCAGGUUCACCAGCUGUAAUAGACAACGUGCUUAAUUAAGAUUAAUUAGUUUGUUUAUUAUUAAUAAAUAUGAGCUUGCACAGUCUGGACUCUAGAGUUUGGACUUGGUUUCAAAACAGCAAUGUCUAAGGUGCAUACAAAAAAGUCGACUACUUUGGUGAUCGAGGCCUUGAUCAUGGAUCAUUGCAGCUAGCAAUUAGCUUUCUUUUACUCUGGAACAAAGUUUUCAAAAAAAAAAAAAUUAAAGGAUGCCAUUAAAUUGUCUCUUAACACGAGAGAAAGAAACAGAAUGUAAACCAGUCAUGAUACAUGGGAUUGCAAUUCAAGCAUUUACGGUUGCCUAUACAAGAAACAUGGCAUUCAAGAGUUUUCAA
Nelumbo nucifera (sacred lotus) is the source of this 1609-nucleotide messenger RNA. Its product is annotated as GDSL-like Lipase/Acylhydrolase superfamily protein. Lineage: Eukaryota; Viridiplantae; Streptophyta; Magnoliopsida; Proteales; Nelumbonaceae. The record is from RefSeq and is a predicted model, not a curated record. Gene Ontology annotation, molecular function: hydrolase activity, acting on ester bonds.